AUGGUCUGUUUCUCCUACUGGUACGUGAGCAUGGUGAGCGCGGGUGUCCCUGGUGCCCACUGUGGGGCUCGGCGAGUGGCCCGUCCUCCGUCAGUGUUUACUGAACGAGUGGAGGAAACGUACAUGAAGCAGAUGACAUUGUGUUUAACUCUGGCCGUGGGCUUCCCCUGUGACUUGACCCCCGUGGAAGGCUGGUUUGCCCUCGAAGGACAGCGAGAAACUGUGUCUUCAAUGGCUUCAUUGGUGGCUUAUGAUGACUCGGACUCCGAGGCUGAGAGCGAGCCUGCGGGAAGCUUUAGUGCUGCCAUCCAGAUGAGGGACAUUUGCAAUGUGGUUGAACCUCAUGGCCAGGAUUUCGCACCGGGAGUCCUGGAUGGGACAGAAGGGGGCGCGCUGCCCACAGAGCACGGUUCUUGUGAAGACCCAGCUGGCCGUCGUCUCCCACUGGCUCGACUCUGGAGGAAGGACCCAGGAUCCUGCCCCAGCCAGAGGCUACAGUGGCCCAGAACAGAGCCUGAAGUCACCGUCCCCACAAGCGAGCCCCCUCGUCCUUCCCUGUGGACCAGCCACGUUCCUGCUGGCCAUGUGCCCCUGGCAGCCGCCCGCUUGAAGCAGGAGAAACUCUCCUGGGGAACUUAUGACCCCCCUGCACCAUCUUUCUGUGCCCCAAGCAGAUCUGAAGCCCCAGGUAAAAAUGGCAGCUCUCUUCAUAAGAAAAGGAGUGAGGACUGUGUUGUACCCUACACCCCGAAAAGGCUGAGACACUUGCAAGCACUAAGCACAGAAAUGGGCAGGAGCAAAGAUGCAGAGGCACGGGGUCCCUCUGCGGGGCUCCCCCCACGCCCUCUCUGCAUGGCUCCCCGAGUGUCCGAGUUCAUUCAGCCGUAUCUGGACACGCCGUAUAAAGAGACCCAGAUUUCCCAGAAGGUGCUCUUCUACCUGAGAGGCCACAGGGGCCCCAUCAGCAGCAUCCAGUGGUGUCCAGUUCCUUCAAAGAGCCACAUGUUUCUCUCGGCGUCGAUGGAUAAAACCUUCAAGGUGUGGAACGCAGUGGACUCGGGGAGCUGCCUGCAAACCUACUCCCUGCACAGCGAGGCGGUGCGGGCUGCCCGGUGGUCCCCCUGCGGCCAGCGCAUCCUCAGCGGUGGCUUCGACUGCGCCCUGCACCUCACAGACCUCGAAACAG
This is a messenger RNA of Miniopterus natalensis, 1186 nucleotides long. The record is from RefSeq and is a predicted model, not a curated record. NCBI's taxonomy places the organism in Eukaryota, Metazoa, Chordata, Mammalia, Chiroptera, Miniopteridae.